Molecule: messenger RNA, 5346 nt
Organism: Argiope bruennichi
Lineage: Eukaryota; Metazoa; Arthropoda; Arachnida; Araneae; Araneidae
Gene: IKKbeta
Product: inhibitor of nuclear factor kappa-B kinase subunit alpha-like
Exons: 20
Coding region: 214-2643 (809 amino acids)
Biological process (GO): tumor necrosis factor-mediated signaling pathway; positive regulation of transcription by RNA polymerase II; peptidyl-serine phosphorylation
Cellular component (GO): cytoplasm; IkappaB kinase complex
Molecular function (GO): ATP binding; IkappaB kinase activity
Source: RefSeq, a predicted model, not a curated record
GAUGUAAUUUUGUUUCCGAACUCAUUCUUACCGAAUGCAACUUCACGUUUCAACCGUAAAUAAACUUAUACCUACCUGUUCUUUAUUUAUGUCCUAAUCUAUGAUUAUCGCUAGUCGGGGGGGCCACUGAGUCAUGUGGCAUGUGUACAAAGUGUUUGAUUGUCACAGAUUCUUCUAACAAUUUAAUUUAAGAACAAUAAUUUCAAGGAAUAAAUGUCUACUGAUUAUCCACUUGAAGAAAUUGGGCAGUGGAAGAAAGAAAAGGUUCUUGGCGCUGGAGGAUUUGGCUAUGUUGUAUUAUGGAGGCACAAAGUAACAAAUGAAACAAUUGCUUUAAAAGAAUGCCGCUGGGGCCAUGAUCCCAUGAUGACACCCAAGCAUCGUAACCAUUGGAAACUGGAAGUAGAUAUGAUGUCUCGUUUAAAUCAUCCCAAUAUUGUAACUGCUAUUGCAGUUCCUCCUGAACUUGAUGUUCCUUCCACUGAGUUACCUGUUUUGGCUAUGGAAUACUGUAGUAAUGGAGAUUUGAGAAAGUUGUUGAACAGACCAGAAAAUUGCUGUGGAUUGAAAGAGAAACAUGUGCGUUUAAUUAUGAAGCAUAUUUCCUCUGCUGUAAAUUAUUUACAUUCCAGAAAAAUAAUCCAUCGAGACCUGAAACCAGAAAAUAUUGUGAUACAAGACCAAAAUGGAAAUAUUGUUUAUAAGCUGAUUGAUCUUGGAUAUGCUAAAGAAUUGGAUCAAGGAAGCUUUUGCACGUCUUUUGUUGGAACAUUGCAAUAUCUGGCUCCAGAAUUAUUUAUGUCUCAAAAGUAUACAUGUACUGUAGAUUAUUGGAGUUUGGGUCUUGUAACUCAUGAAAUAAUUACUGGGUCAAGGCCUUUUCUUCCUGACAAAUCCCCAGCUGAAUGGAUUCCUAUAAUAAAAAGAAAAGACUCAACUGUAAUUAGAGCAUUUUUGGAUGCUGACAAAAAUAUCAUAUUUUCUAAUGAAAUAUCUCCUUUCCAUCACAUUUGUAGCUUAUUCAAAUCAGAUAUGGAGCGAUGGUUGCAAUCUAUGCUAGAAUGGGAUCCCAAAAAAAGGGGCCGAUUUAAUGAUGGAUCAGCUUUUGCCUUUUUGGAAGAAAUAUUUGAUAAAAAGAUCUCUUUGGUGUUUUGUGUUGAUACUUUGAAACUGUACAGCUUCCUUGUUAAUGAGACAAUGUCUCUUGAGGAAUUUUAUAAACAACUUGAAUUAGAUUCAAAGAUUCCUGUUAAUCAGCAAGAAAUCUACUUUCCUGAUGGACGCACACCAAAUCCAGAAAAAGGAGCCAUUCAAUUCAUGUCUGAUAUGGAAGAAGAGGAGUUAGUUAUUUUCCUGUUUCAUAAGAAUGAAUCAUCUUCAUCAGUGUCAUCUCUUUCAUCUACUGUUAUACCCAAUGAUGUUGAAAAUAUGAUGCGCAAUCCACAUGAUAAAGUAGAUUAUCUAUCACAACGAAGUGUUUGGUCUCAGGCGGUGUUCUUGAGUCAUCAAGAGUUUUCUCUUGUCAAUCGUCUUGUUCAAGCUUUUAAAGCAAACCUAAUGAAUCUGCUUACCAAAACAUCCUAUACUCGAAAGUGUAUUUCCAGAAUGACAGCUGAAAUGAACAAACUUUUAGCAAAAAGUGCUCUUUUCAAAAACAGUCUAGAGCAAGAUAUUAAAAGCUAUGAGAAACAAUAUGAAAACGGUGGUUUUUCCUCAGAAACUUUAUCUCAAGAUUGGAAAAAUACUUUAGAAAAUCUGAAGAAAGUAGAUAUUUUAAGGCAAAAGAUUGUGAAUCUUGAAGCUUGCACUUCAAGUCUUUGUUCACAGACCAUGGAAUUACAGAAACUACCUUAUGCAAGAUCCAAGUUAAUUACAGCUUUGGAGGAUGUGCAUCAGAAAAUAUUAGAAAGCUAUGCUGAGUUGCGAAAACGAUCUUCAGAUGAAAGAAGAAUUCCUCAUGAUAACACUGAAAUUGUUAGAUUAUUGUGUUUAUGUUUGCAGCACAGUCAUACUCAUACCCAAGAAGUUGUCUCUCACAUUAAAACCAUAAAGCAAGUCAAAAGAGAUAUAGAUGAUUCUCUACCACAAAUCAACAAUGUUCUUAAAGAAAUAUCUGAUUGGGAUUUUCAAAUAGAGAGCUGGCAAGCUCGACGUCAGCAGGCUCUCUGGAAAGUUAUUGAUGCCCUACUUGAAAAAGCUCACAAUGUGGAGCGAUCCAUUUCACCUCUGGAACUCUCAAGUUCUCCACAACCUACAUUAUUGAAGAAACAUAGUAAUAGCCCUGGAUCUUCCUUGCUUUCAAAAGGUUUGACAGAUGUGGGAGCUCGAAACAUUCCAGAUUCACCCAGAUUAUCUACACUUUUGAGAACACCUCCAAUUAUCACACCUCCUGCAUGGCAAAGUAGACUUGAAUCACUGACUCUCAGUUCUUCAUUUUCAAAUGGUGAUGGGGCUCUUCCAAAGAUGAGGUUCAAUCCUACUUCUAUGACAAAUAAUAGUAUGGCUUCUUUGUCAGAAAUUUUGACAAAAACUACAGAAGAUAGUAGACGUGUCAAAAGAGAAAAUGAAACUCUUGUAGAAAGCUUUCAAAAUCUGAUGGAAGUUUUGAAGAGUUACCAAGAAGACCAAGCAAAUCAAAAUUAAUUUAUUAUGAUGAAUGAGUUUUUAUUUAUGAUUUCCAGUGUCAUUCGUUAUUCAGUAUAUAAUUUUUUUCCAUUGAGCUUUUGUAUCCUUAAAUUUUAUGAUACAUUUGUUUUUCAAAGAGCUUUUCAUUUUUUAAUCCUCCAAAUGGGUAAUUACCUUGAUUUAUAAUUGCAUUCAAAUUUUAACAAUAAACUUUGAAAUAUACAAGCUAUACUCUUGUUUGCAUUGAUCUAAACUUUGACAUUAAAAAAAAAGUUGUUAAAUGCAAAUUUUUUAAAAAAAGAAAUGCUUGAAAAAAAUAUAGUUUCUCUCAAAUAUAAAUAUGUAAAUAGAAACUUUUCCCUGGGCUGUUAGAAAGAUUAAAGAGCCAUACAAUCAUUUCUUAUUCAGAAUUUGUAUUCCUUAAAGAUACAAAAAUGAAUUGGAUGAUGUAUUAUUUACCUAUUUUAAACAAGGAUUUCUGCUAUUUUCCAUUUCAAAUUUGAUUUUAAUGAAUUUAUUUUCAAUAUAUUCAUUAAGAAUAUGUUAUUUUUUUGGUAGUAACUAUUAAAAAAGUUAUAUCUGUUUUGAAAACUGAUAAAGAUUAUGCAAAUAUUGUUAAACUCCCAACUCCCCUGAAUUCUUAUGAAUGAAAAUUUUCAUUCUUUCCAAAACCUAUAAAAGUUAUUACAGCCUGUUGGCAUAAAAAACUGCUUCAAAAUUUGAUUCCAUUGAAUAAUUUCAUUCACUUGUGAGCACUUACAUAAUAAGUUUACAAUUUAGAGUCAAAUUUUCCACAUUUUUGUGGAAUGGACUGUUUAAAUUUUUUGUGUUUUUUCAGGGAUUGAUUUGAUGAUUUUGGCUCCCAUUCAAAAUAAUAAAACACCCCUUUUAGCCCUCAUACGGUUUUGGAACUAACAAAUCAGAUCAACCACAACCCUAUAGUAAUACUUUUAUAAUCAAAAUUAUGUUUUAGUUAUCCUUCACAAUAAAAAAUGACAUACAUAACAAUGCAUACUGAUAUGACAGCCAGUUUGUCAAGAAAAUAUUUAUAUGAUUUUAAGCAGUUAAUGCAGAAGGAAAAAAUAUUUUUGAAUUAUUUUUUACAUAUGAAAAUCAUUUCUGUUUUUGCUCCUCCAGUUUUUUUUAAUUUAUUUAUUUAAUUUGUAGAUUUUUAAUUAAAAGAUAUUAUUUUAAAAAUGACAUAAAUCUUUUGAUUUUUAGAUGUUUUAAAUUUGAUAUUGAAGAUAAGUAAUAAUGACACAUGAAUAAGUACUAGACUAUGUUAUGGUUGUGUUUAUAAUUGAUAAAUUUAUAAUUUUAAGAGUUUGAAGUUUAAAAGAAUUCUUAUAGCUGAAGUUUUUAAUAUCCUUACCUUGUUAUAUUUAAGCAUUUCUUUGAUAAUUUUUAUGUGUGUAAUUUUCAGUUUAUUCUUGAAAUAUUUUAAUCUAGUGAAAACAUUCAGUUCUCAAAUCUGAUAAAAAAUUAAGUUAGUCGUCCCCCCACCUUCCUUCUAUAAAUUUAGUUUAAUACUACAGUUUGGAACAUUGUUACUUAGUUGUAACUUUGGUAAAAAUAUUAAAACCUAAACAUUUUUUUAAAAUUCUUUUUUAUUUUAUAAAGUGAUGUGCCAAAAUAUGUUGUUCUAACAGGGUUGUUGAAUGUUUUUUCACGGUUGACUUUUUUCUUUAUGGCUAUUCCAUUUCCAACACAUUUCUAUUUCAUGUUGCUAAUGAUCAAGUUAAUGUCCAUUGUGAAUGAAUAAUGUCAUUCCUAUAUUAUUAUUAUAUAGGAAAAUAUAUGCGCUGUGAAGUUUGUGAAGUACAAAAUGAUUAAUUAUAUCAAAUUAUACUAUAGAAAUAUUUUUGAAAAAUUUGCUUUAAAAAAUAACUUAGUUUCCAUCUAAUUUGUAUAGCCGUUGAUUCAGUACAAAAUAUUUUUUAAUCAGAAAUUUAAUUAUAAAAGUGAAGUUGUUUAGCUAUUUGUAGUUAAUCAUGUACUCUGUUAUCAGUCGUUGAGGAUCUUUAACUUUAUUUUUUGUAGGUUUUUAUCUUUUUUUUUUUUUCGGAAUUGUUAUUUUAUUGAAAUGUAUUUGAAAAAAAAUCAAAGCACUACUAUAUAUUAUUAAUAAUGUGAAAUAAAAACUGAAAAAGUAAAUUAAUUUUUUUAAAAAAUUGAACAAAUUUUUCAUAAUGUUUAUUGAAUCUCUGGUUGUUUUAUUCGAUCAUCUGAAGUAAAUGUUUUAUUCGUAUAAAUACUUAUAAUAUCUUAUUACAGAACCAUACAAAGCUUUUUAUAGUUAGACUUUGCAUAGUGGCGAAACAAUAUACCUAAUAAUUUGUGAAGAUCUUUUUUUCUUUUCCAUAUAAACACUUUGAUGAUGAUGUCAGCAAAGGAAGAAUAUUUUGAUAUUCAUAAGUUUCAGAAGGAUUUAAUGCUUAGAUUUGUGUGGAAAUAUUCCUAUUUUUGAGAAUGUUAUCUCUGUUACAUUCUAAUUAUAUGCUUAGAGAAUGUAACAUCUUCAUUCUUUUGCUAGAAUUUAUCAUAUUUGUGAUUAAAAGAAAAUGGUGAUAUUUAAAAUCUAUAAUUACAUUCCUGUUUUGAGCAUACUUCUUUUUUCAUGUUGCAUUUCACACUUAUCUUAAAAUGUCAUAUAUUGGAAUAUACACAUAUAUUCUGUUAAAAAUGUAUGCUUUUUUUUAAUUGAUAAAAUAUUCUUUUUAU